Molecule: messenger RNA, 648 nt
Organism: Colletotrichum abscissum
Lineage: Eukaryota; Fungi; Ascomycota; Sordariomycetes; Glomerellales; Glomerellaceae
Exons: 4
Coding region: 1-648 (215 amino acids)
Source: RefSeq, a predicted model, not a curated record
AUGGUCAAAACCGUCAAACCAAUAGUGCGUUUCGCAGCAGCGUCCGCAGCAGCCUCAAGCUGGUUCUUCAACAGCGAGAUCAUGGCCUACAGCAAUCAGCGGGGUGCCGCUGCUGGUGGCGGCGGUAGUGGUACCACCGCUGGCCAGAGCAGCCUUCACCACCGCAUGUGCCCCAGCAUUCCCAUCACAGCGGUAUCCUUGACCGCUCAGUUCCAUCCCAUCAACAACCCCCCUCAUUGCAACAGCAGCAGCAGCCUAGCAUCGACUCCCCUUCUCCUUUAUCCGCACCCCUUCGCACGGUUGCAGAGCAGUUCUCGAGCAAAUCAACAACUCAUCCCACACGAGAUCUACAUCAUGCACGAUACCAUCCGGCCGAUCCUCAAAACGUUCUCCUUGCGGUAUCAAAUACACAAGGGCUCCGACGAUGUCUCCUUCUCCUCCUUCACAAUCGAGGCUGAAGCUGCAUUCGUCGCCAUGGACCUCGAGCUUAUGGUGAUGAGCGAAGGUCGGUCUGACUCGUAUGAUGACUUUGGUCAUGACGACAAUGCCAAAAUUGUCACCGAGAACACAGGGGCUGCUGAUAAGAGACGUCCGAGGCACAAGAAGAACGGACAGUCUACAGUUCACAGAGGACAGUCUCGUAGUUGA